UUAAUUAUUUACCAGUAAUUAUCAUGGUACAUGUACUUUUUAAAAAAAAUUCAAAUUCAUUCCUUGGAACAAAUUGUAACUCUAUGUCUUCUCUAUUCAUUACUCGAACUCUAAAGUGACUUAAAUUUGCUAGGCCUCUGAUGACCGUGGCGGCUAUAGUCAGCGGUAUCAGGUUAAGUGAUAAGAGCCUGUUCAAGUGACCUAAUUUUUGUCCCGGAUCUUAUGUCAUUGUGCGUUUGUAUACAGGGCCAUUAUUUAUAUCAGCUCAUGUCGUUCUGAUAAGUGGAUCACAAUAAACAGCAAUGUUUUUUGUCCUUCUCCCAUGCCUGGCUAUCACUGGAUACUACAUAAUCAACUGGUUGAUACACCAUCCGAAAAUAGACCAGUACACCAAACGAUACGUUCUCAUUACCGGAUGUGAUACAGGAUUCGGAAAUCUUCUUGCAAAGAGGCUGGAUGGUCUCGGCUUCCAUAUUUUCGCCGGCUGUUUGACCAAGGCUGGGGAACAGGAGCUGGAUUACAGCACUUCUGAUAAUCUCAAAACUCUGGCACUUGAUGUGGCGAAACUUGAAAGUAUCCAAAAUGCAUAUGACUUCGUCUUAGCGAAUAUUCCAAAUGAUUGUGGUCUAUGGGGUUUGGUAAACAAUGCUGGCAUGAGUUGCCCGCUUGGCCCAGCAGAAUGGCUUCGAGUCGAGCAAUACCAGGAAGUUCUCUCAGUAAACUUGUUUGGGAUGGUUGAAAUGACAAGGGUAUUCUUCCCACUUCUCAAGAAAGCAGGAGUGGCUCGAAUCGUCAAUAUGUCAAGCACACUUGGAUUACUCUCCAUCAGUGGUAUCGGGCCUUACUGCAUCUCGAAGCACGGUGUGGAGGCAUACUCGGAUUGCUUAAGACGCCAGCUGUACAAGACUAACAUCAAAGUAUCCAUGAUUGAGCCAUCUGGUUUUCGGACAAAUAUUGUCGACAAGGAAAACGAGUCACUUAGAGGGUCAUAUUCGACCGAGCCGGAAAUGACAGCAGGUGCCGCGGGGACGAGUUACAUCAACAAAGAGGUCAUGAACGAGAUGCAUUCGAGAAUAUCGCCCAACCUUAGCCUCGUUGUGGAUGCGUAUGAGCACGCGCUGACAGCAAAGGUUCCCAAGUCUCGUUACCUCGUUGGAGAUCUGUCAAAUGAUGUGUACUUUGUAAAGCUAUUUGCCUUUGUCGUUCCCACAUGGAUUGCAGAUGCCAUUCUUCCCUGUCCUUUUUAUACUUCGAAGUAGGCUACUGUUUUUUGCUCGGGAUGUUAACUUGUGUGCACGGUUUGGACCUGACUCAUCAGUGACUGGCUGUAAUUCAAACCGCUGUUCAAGCUGUGUCCCAUAAACAGUACAAUACCAUGGCAUGAGAAAAGAUUUGGUGAAAAAAAACACACACAUAUACCAGUGCCAGCUGAUCACACAUACAUGUAUCAUGCACCAGGCUCGCGAACGUGACGGGCUUCCGGUUUCUUCAUUGAAUGCAUUGGACGGUCCCUUAGAACCCUUUGUAAGAUUGUUAUACUUUCAUACUAUCGUGUAUAUAAGAUCAGUAGUAUGAUUAAAGAGAACGACGGACCAAA
Molecule: messenger RNA, 1597 nt
Organism: Lineus longissimus
Lineage: Eukaryota; Metazoa; Nemertea; Pilidiophora; Heteronemertea; Lineidae
Product: retinol dehydrogenase 7-like
Exons: 5
Coding region: 303-1259 (318 amino acids)
Biological process (GO): steroid metabolic process
Cellular component (GO): intracellular membrane-bounded organelle
Molecular function (GO): oxidoreductase activity
Source: RefSeq, a predicted model, not a curated record